AUGGCGGCUCAGGGCGGCGGGUGGCGGUGGGCGCUGGGGUUGGGGAUGGCGCUGGCGUUGGGGCUGGGCGGCCGCCGCUGCUGCUGUCCCGCCGCCGCCGCCGCCCUGCCGUUCCUCAACGCUUCGGCCGUUCCCGAGCGCUGCCGCCGCCCCGCGACCUGCGAACGGCUCCGAUACGGUGCUUGCCUGGGUUCGGCGCUACCUUACGCCGCUACCUCCACGCUGCUGGCAGCCGACUCCGACUCGCAGGAGGAGGCUCACGGAAAGCUCCUGCUCUGGUCCGGCCUGCGCAAUGCCCCGCGCUGCUGGGACGUCAUCCAGCCCCUGCUCUGUGCCGUCUACAUGCCCAAGUGUGAGGAUGGCCAGGUGGAGCUGCCCAGCCAGACCCUCUGCCAGGCCACCCGGGCACCCUGCACCAUCGUGGAGCGCGAACGUGGUUGGCCUGACUUCCUCAAGUGCACACCUGACCGCUUCCCCGAGGGAUGCCCGAACGAGGUGCAGAACAUCAAGUUCAACAGCUCGGGGCAGUGCGAGGCACCACUGGUGAGGACGGACAACCCCAAGAGCUGGUACGAGGACGUGGAGGGCUGUGGCAUCCAGUGCCAGAACCCCCUCUUCACCGAGAAGGAGCACCGCGAGAUGCACGUCUACAUCGCUGCCUUCAGCUCCGUCACCAUCUUCUGCACGUUCUUCACCCUGGCCACGUUCGUUGCCGACUGGAGGAACUCCAACCGCUACCCUGCCGUCAUCCUCUUCUACGUCAAUGCCUGCUUCUUCGUGGGCAGCAUCGGCUGGUUGGCGCAGUUCAUGGACGGUGCCCGCGACGAGAUCGUCUGCCGAGCUGAUGGCACCAUGCGGCUGGGAGAACCCACCUCCAAUGAGACGCUGUCCUGCGUCAUCAUCUUUGUCAUCGUCUACUACUCACUGAUGUCGGGUGUCAUCUGGUUUGUCAUGCUGACCUACGCCUGGCACACCUCCUUCAAGGCUCUGGGCACCACCUACCAGCCACUCCUGGGCAAGACCUCUUACUUCCACCUCAUCACCUGGUCCAUCCCCUUUGUCCUCACUGUGGCCAUCCUGGCUGUGGCACAGGUUGAUGGUGACUCUGUCAGUGGCAUCUGCUUCGUGGGCUACAAGAACUACCGCUACCGGGCUGGCUUUGUCCUGGCACCCAUCGGCCUUGUCCUCAUCGUUGGGGGCUAUUUCCUCAUCCGGGGGGUCAUGACCCUCUUCUCCAUCAAGAGCAACCACCCUGGGCUGCUGAGCGAGAAGGCAGCUAGUAAGAUCAACGAGACCAUGCUGCGCCUGGGUAUCUUUGGCUUUUUGGCCUUUGGCUUUGUCUUCAUCACAUUUGGCUGCCACUUCUACGACUUCUUCAACCAGGCGGAGUGGGAGCGCAGCUUCCGGGAAUACGUCCUGUGUGAGGCCAAUGUGACCAUUGCCACGCAGACCAACAAGCCCAUCCCAGACUGUGAGAUCAAGAACCGUCCAAGCUUGCUGGUGGAGAAGAUCAAUCUCUUUGCCAUGUUUGGCACUGGAGUCUCCAUGAGCACCUGGGUCUGGACCAAGGCCACCCUGCUCAUUUGGAAGCGCACCUGGUGCAGGCUGACGGGGCAGAGCGAUGACCAGCCCAAGAGGAUCAAGAAGAGCAAGAUGAUCGCGAAGGCCUUCUCCAAGCGCAAGGAGCUGCUGCGUGACCCAGGCCAGGAGCUGUCCUUCAGCAUGCACACUGUCUCGCAUGAUGGCCCCGUGGCUGGUUUAGCGUUUGACAUCAAUGAGCCAUCAGCUGAUGUGUCCUCAGCGUGGGCCCAGCAUGUCACUAAGAUGGUGGCCAGAAGAGGGGCUAUCCUGCCCCAGGACAUCUCCGUGACACCUGUGGCAACCCCUGUGCCACCAGAGGAGAGGCCCAACCUCUGGGUGGUGGAGGCUGAUGUCUCCCCCGAGCUGCAGAAGCACAGCAGCCGCAAGAAGAAGCGGAGGAAGAAGAAGAAGGAGGAGGUGUACCCAGGUCCUGAGCACUGCCUGGAGGGUUCUGCAGCACACCCAGCCCCCAGUGCUGUCCCUCGCCUGCCCCAGUUGCCCCCCCAGCCCUGUCUGGUUGCCUUUGCCCCUGAUACCAUCCCAGGACUCCCACCUAAAGCCACCUUCUCAGGAGGACCAUGGGAGGGCCACCACAGAGCCAACGUGUUCCACCUCAUCAGCAACCCCUUCUGCCCCGAGAAUGGGUCCCCUGAGGAGAUGAGCCCUGGCACCAGCAGCAGGCACCAGCAGUGCAAUGGGGGGCUGUUCUGGCCCCCCAACCAUGGCCCCUUGCCCCAUGGUGGUGGUGGGUCCAGGACUCAGGGCCGACGAGCUGGCUUAGCCCCCAUCCACUCUCGGACCAACCUGAUGGACACCGAGCUGCUGGAUGCCGAUUCGGACUUUUAAGCCCUGAUGGGACGAUGUGAGGUGAUGGGGACAGGUGAGAUGAGACCCAAAGCCUCAUCCAGCAUGAGGAACCUGCAAG
Messenger RNA from Indicator indicator, 2506 nucleotides. It is a transcript of the gene SMO, whose product is annotated as smoothened, frizzled class receptor. Bases 1 to 2427 code for a protein of 808 amino acids. Gene Ontology annotation, molecular function: patched binding; transmembrane signaling receptor activity. NCBI's taxonomy places the organism in Eukaryota, Metazoa, Chordata, Aves, Piciformes, Indicatoridae. Gene Ontology annotation, biological process: commissural neuron axon guidance; positive regulation of smoothened signaling pathway; central nervous system development. The transcript has 12 exons. Gene Ontology annotation, cellular component: cilium; plasma membrane; dendrite. The record is from RefSeq and is a predicted model, not a curated record.